UGAUCAACUAUAUCAAUACCAACGAGAUAUAUCUUUUGAGUCUCUUCUAUAUUUAUUUAUUUAAUUCCAACAACUGUAACGCAACAUCCAUAUAAUCAAUGAGACCUAUUUCUGACAUUUAUGCAUGCAAUAAGGGUUCCCCUCCUAAUUUGAAAGUCGAUUUGAAAGCUGCCUUUGGUGAAUUCCUCGGCAUGGCCAUUUUUCUCUUCUUAGCCCUUUCUGGCACUCAAGGUACUAUGGAGGCUCCUAUUACAACUAACUCGAAUCUGGGUCCUACACCAAGUCAAAUUCAGAGUAUUGCUUUCAGUUUCGGUGCUGGAAUCACAGUCGCCCUUUUCGUCUGUGGUCCUAUCUCUGGUGGUGUGUUGAAUCCUGCAGUUUUAUUAAGCCUGAUGCUAACGGGUAAUAUUAAUUGGUUACGUGGUAUUUUGUACUUUGUUGCUGAGAUCGUUGGUGGUAUCGUGGGUGCGUACUUCUCCAACUUUGUCACUGCUCACGAGUUACAAGGAGUCAACAAAUUAAAUCCUGGUUUCAAUUAUGCACAAGGCUUCUUUGCCGAGUCGCUUUUAACCUGCGCUCUCUGUUUGACCGUUUUAUUCAUCAUUGUUGACAGGCAUCUAUUGGCUGAUUUUGCUCCUUUCGUAGUGGGUAUUGUUGUCUUCAUGUGUUGUUUGGUCGGUGCCCCUAUUGAUGGUACCUCUAUCAACCCUGCGCGUUCCUUCGCUCCCUCUGUCGUUACUGGUAUCUGGAAAGAUCAUUGGAUUAUGUGGUUUGGUCCUCUCGUAGGCGGUAUCUUUGCAGUGAUUAUUUAUAUUACAACAAAGGUUCUCACAGAAGAAUCACAAGAACAAGUCUUACUUCAGAAUGCACAAAACCAGGCUAUCUUGGAGCAACAAGCUAAGAAUAACCAUGAAAAUGCUAUGAACAAUGUCUAAUUCCGCAAAUAACAUGAUCCUCCAAAAACACUAUGCAUUUUUCAUCGAUCUAAUUAUUGUAGAUCCAUAUAACCCUACCCUCUUCUCAUUCAGC
Molecule: messenger RNA, 1029 nt
Organism: Mycotypha africana
Lineage: Eukaryota; Fungi; Mucoromycota; Mucoromycetes; Mucorales; Mycotyphaceae
Product: aquaporin-like protein
Exons: 2
Coding region: 99-935 (278 amino acids)
Biological process (GO): transmembrane transport
Cellular component (GO): plasma membrane
Molecular function (GO): water channel activity
Source: RefSeq, a predicted model, not a curated record